This is a messenger RNA of Colletotrichum destructivum, 507 nucleotides long. RefSeq lists its product as uncharacterized. The transcript has a single exon. NCBI's taxonomy places the organism in Eukaryota, Fungi, Ascomycota, Sordariomycetes, Glomerellales, Glomerellaceae. The record is from RefSeq and is a predicted model, not a curated record. The coding region runs from base 91 to 507 and encodes 138 amino acids.
GUCCACUUCUGUCACAAUUGCUUUUAUUCCCAAUCCAAUUUGUUCUACUUUCACUACAACUUCACAAGGGUUCAAGCUAUCUUCAUAACAAUGAAGUCACAACAUAUCGCCCUGCCCGGUCUUCAGAUAGCAACGGCCGCCUUUUUCGCCGUCGCCGCUGAGGCCAAGGUCUACUGCACUGAUAACGCUGGUGUGGUGGUCACUCAAGCCAACUGCGAUGGUACUCGACCGCCAGGCGCCUUCUUCCUCGCUGAGCACGACGGCGAGGACUUACAGCUAGGGAACAUAGUUGCCGAGGACAAGUUCGACGCCGCCGACCCUGUUGCCCGCAAAGCCGAGGGGUACCCUGAGUCUGGCCUGGUCAAAGGCGGCUUUGGGCGCAGGUCACCUCAGAGACAGUGUGAUCCGUCUAUAGGGCACUGUGUUGUAAGUGGUGUCGGGAGGGGCGGCUCCGGUGGUGGUGGUGGUGGUGGUGGAGGCUUCUAUUAUCGCGGUGGUGGUAGUUAA